Puntigrus tetrazona (Sumatra barb) is the source of this 1256-nucleotide messenger RNA. RefSeq lists its product as uncharacterized. NCBI's taxonomy places the organism in Eukaryota, Metazoa, Chordata, Actinopteri, Cypriniformes, Cyprinidae. The transcript is spliced from 4 exons. The record is from RefSeq and is a predicted model, not a curated record. Bases 130 to 582 code for a protein of 150 amino acids.
CGCUGGCCUAGUCCUGCUGUCCUGGAACUGCUGCAAAAUGGCUGCAGUGUUUCGUCGUUUCCGGCGUCUUCGAGACGCGUCUGUCUGCUUGGCAACCGGGAACAGAAGCGGGACGCGAGUGUGGAGGCGAUGACCAUGCGUCGCUCAGCUGCCAAAUCACGGGGCGAUAGAAGCCGCACUGAUUCUGUCCCAGGUAAUGCUGCUUCGGCCCCGAUCCAGCCCGUCGAGAGCGUGGACAUCGUCCCGGGCCGCCUCACAGAGUCCACCUGGACCGGCAUGCUCUCCCAGGAGGAGGGCGAGGAAGUGGUGGUGGAUAUCAUAGCAGAACUGAUGGAAGGAGUGAUGGACAGAUGCUAUCAGGUGUAUCUACAAAGACAGUUGAUACCCUUCUCAGUGUGGUGGGCACAACAUAACCUGGCGGAGACGCUAGAAUGUCUUCUCCUGAGGAGAGAUGAAGGGGACGAUCCAGAACAUGAAGUCUUUUGGCAAGAGGAUCCAGAACCUCAGCCCUGUGCGACUGAUUCUUGGGCCGAAGGGUCUGUACCCGUGCUUCAUUCUGCUCAGGAACAGCACAAGGCUUAAAUGAAAUGCCAAACAGCCUAAAUUGAAAAAACUGCUGGACCAGACAGGCUUGUUGUGACUGAAACCUAAAAACUGAAAGACGAAUCAGAAACAGAAAACAUGUUUAAAUCAACAAAAAAUACAUUUUAAAAGAUUAUUAUGGUACUACUCCACCUUCACCCGGCUACCGCUUAUUUCUAAUAGAGUGAUGAUACUGAAUUAUUCAUUAAAAAUGAAGACAAUCUGACUUCCUUGAUACUCCAAACAUAAGCAAAAGAACUUAAAUGAAGCAAAUCCCUGUUCCUCUUAUGGUAUAAUUGCCUCUAUUGCUUGCCAGGUUUGGUCCUAAUUCACUUAACUAAAAAAAAAAAUGAUUUGGCUUUUUCAGCCUUAAAACACACUCGCUCAUCAAACAGAGUUUGGGCCCGAGGUGAGGAGACAGUGAUGCCAUGAGCUCCAGAAACCCAUGAACUGAUGUUGUAUCCCUUAGGCCACAGCUGGUAACAGACCAGAACAGAGUGAACCAAGGCUGGAAUACUAUAAAAAAAGUCAUCUUGCCCCAGUAACAUACUGGAGCUUCCCCCUGCUCACAAUGUCAAGACAUUUCUUAGGGUACUAUUUUAGUAUUGAUUAAACUGAUGCCUUGCCUGCAUUUUUCUGUGACUGUUGUGGCAGUAAUAAACAAUUAGACCCAA